Oncorhynchus gorbuscha (pink salmon) is the source of this 6492-nucleotide messenger RNA. It is a transcript of the gene bod1l1, whose product is annotated as biorientation of chromosomes in cell division 1-like 1. The transcript has 29 exons. The record is from RefSeq and is a predicted model, not a curated record. NCBI's taxonomy places the organism in Eukaryota, Metazoa, Chordata, Actinopteri, Salmoniformes, Salmonidae. Bases 136 to 5565 code for a protein of 1809 amino acids.
AUCGUUCAACUUCCGAGUCAAAUGCGUUAGUCCUAAAUCAAAAUACGGAGAAUCUAAGGAGUUAGCAAGCGACUUUGUGGUGUUUUAAUGACAUUUAUUAUUUUGGAUUUUAAAUCCAGAAGCGUAUAGUAACAGAUGGCAGGUUUACCCCCCGGAGACCCGCAGUUGGUCUCUAUGAUCGUCAAUCAUUUGAAAACGCAAGGUCUUUUCGAUCAGUUUAGAAGGGACUGCUUGGCAGACGUGGAUACAAAGCCUGCAUACCUGAAUUUAAGACAACGAGUGGACAACUUUGUUUCCAAUCACCUCUCUAACCACACAUGGAGUCCUCAUCUGAACAAGAAUCAGUUGAGAAACAACAUCCGACAGUUGGUGCUGCAGUCUGGGAUGCUGGAGCAGGGAGUUGACAGGAUAGUUGCUCAGGUGGUGGAUCCCAAAAUCCAUCACACCUUCAGGCCCCAGGUGGAGAGGGUGGUCCGUGAAUUCAUGUCCCCUGGCAGCUAUGUUGAUGAACCCCCAGUCCCGCCUGCUCCUGUAGAGGAGAAACAAGACUUUGACCUGCCAGUGCAAGCUCCAUCAUCUGCCCCUACUACUUCAAUGGCCAGAGAUGCCAUGUCCAUCCUGGAUACCAUCACCACUCUGAACCAGGAGGCCAGCUCCCGGGCCAGCUCCAGUGGAGAGAAGGGCCUGAAGGGUGGCUCUGAGAGGGACCAAGACCCAGAGGAGUCGAUGCAGGAGUCUGAAGGAGGAGAGCAGGACAUGAGUCUGGUGGAGGAGGGAGAAGAGGACCAGGACAGGAAGACACCAGAGAAAGAAGAGGAAGCGAAGCUUGUGUCAGAGGCCCAGGCUAUGGAGGUCAAAACAGAGGACGUACAGGAGCAGGUGGACUCUGAGAGAGAGGGGAUGAAGGGUGAGGGGGAAGAGGUUGGGACUCAAGAGGAGGCAGAAGAGAGAAAGGAGGGGAAGACCAUAGGAAAGCUAAAAGAUGAGGUACUGAACAAGGAUGUUGAUCCACUUCAGUCCCCCAAUGAGAAACACCAUAUCAAUCAGAAGGCCAGAGAGAGGUUAAAAGAAGAAUAUUCUCUGGAAGACUCCGACCUUGAUGGCCUCAGUGACAUCACUGUGAGCUCUGUCCACACCAGCGACCUGUCGUCCUUUGAGGAGGACAGCGAUGAUGAGCAGCCACUGUCAGAUUCUACAGAGGACGGCGAGGUCUCAUCUGAAGAUGAAAAGUCUGAGAAAAAGAAGACCAAUAGAGAGGAAGACAAUGAGGAGAGCCCAGAGCGCAAGCCUCGUCGACAGGCCUACGUCCACAAGCCCUUCCUCUAUUCCCGUUACUAUAGCGACUCUGACGAUGAGGUUACUGUGGAGCAGCGUCGGCGGUCAGCGGCCAAGGACAAGGAAGAGAGGCUUUUAAAGAGACAGCAGAACAGGGAACGCAUGGAGGAGAAGCGUAGACAGAAGUCAGCUCAACUAGAAGACCAGGAGAGCAGGCAGCAGACCUCUUCCCCCAGCCUGGAGGCUCAGGAUCCCAGGGCCAAAGAGGCUCUCAAGGAAAAGAAGGUUCUUGAGAAGAAGAUGGCCCUCAGUAGGAAGAGGAAAUGGGACUCACGGAAAGAGGGAGAUGUUACAGGCAAGAGAAAGGGAGAUGCAGCAGGAGAGUUCAACAAAAAGGAAGAAGCAAAGGGUAUUUCCUCAAAGAGCUUGCAGCACAAGUUAAUCAGAAAAGUCUCUGAGUCUGCAGCAUCAGAAGAGAGGCACAGGAGGAAGAGUGUCAGCACUUCUGAGGAAUCUGGAGAACCUAGAAAGCUGGCAGACAAAAGCCGUACACAUUCCUUUAUCCUGGACUUGGAGCAGGGAUCUGAGUCACCACUCAAACAGCGAGCUGCUGGAAAGUUUGACCGGCUUUCCCGCAAAGAGUUAAACCCUAAAGAGCGCAAGGAGAAAGAGUGUAGCCUGUCGGACGAGCGCUCCAAGCUUAAGCAAAAGUUGGAGAAGAGAGUAGUAAGUGAAUCCCACACAGAUGAACCUGAGCAGAAUGAAGGGGCCCACAUUGAAGUAUCUGAUGACAAAGGGGAGAGAAAGUCCAAGGUGAAAGGUGACAAGAAAGUGUCAGUGAAUGCCAGGGAAGGUAGGACAUCUGUGUCAGAAGGAGGUGUCUCUGACGAAGGGGCUAGCAAGGAAGCCACAACCAAGAAGGGGAAGGCUCCAUCAGUUGAAGCUGCCAAAGUUGAGAAGGACAGAGAGAAGGAAAAGAACAGGGAAAAUGAGAAGGAAAGGGAGAGAACCAAAGCAGAGAAGAUUCCAUUAAAAACUGACCCUAGGCAGUUACUCCGUCCGGAUUCCACCGGCUCUUCUGAGGAAAGGUCUGAUAUGGAGCCUGGAUCAGAAAGCAUCAAGAAAAAGGACAAACACCCUAAAGAAGUCCUCAAGAGGUCAAAGAGCCACACAGAGGACAAAUAUGUAGAAAAACCAAAGUCUAAGCCAGACAUUGAGAAGGAGAAACCCAGAACAGAACAUGUUACUCAGGAAAACCAGAAACCAAGUAAGUCCAGCUCUGAAACUGACAAAGACUCCAGAAGGUCCAGGGAGACAGAGCCUGGAAUGAAGGUAAAGAUCAUGGAAAAGUCCAGAUCCAAGUCAAGGGAGGAUAAGAAAGCUCAAUGUUUGGAGGUCAAAAACAAAGGUAGCACAUCAGGCAGUAGACCUGACGCAUCAAAGGAAAGAAAAAGAGAGGGAAGCAUGAAGGAGCAAAGGAAAGACACUCAGGAAAACCCACCAGAGAAAAUGGAAGGCAGGAGUGGGAAGAAAAUGCUUGAUAAAAAGGCCCAAAACCCAGAGAAGAAAGAGACCCAGGAUGAGAGAAAAGGACGUAAAGCAGAUGAAAAGUCGGAUAAGUCCUCAAUCUCCUCACCUGCUAUUACGGAACCUCCUCUGAAGAAAUGCCCUCAAUCCAAAGACUCAAGCACAGACUGGGAUCCCACCGAUGCCACCAUUACCACCUCUGCCUCUGUUACCUAUGAUGCUUUGAGUGACGUCACCCCUGAACUGGAGGAGGAUGACAGUGAAAUGCCACUCGGUGAGGUGGAACCACGUCCUUUGACAACUGGGGCAGAUGCUCUUCUGACUUUGAUGGACAUCUGUACCUCAGCAGAUGCAAGACUAGGCCAAGGAAGUGACAUCACAGGGGCCAUGCAGCGAGAGGCCUGCCCAGAGCUCUCCUUCCAAGAAGCAGACAUAAAGAUGAAAGAGGCAGCUCUGACCCUGCUCUCCAUGGACCCUGAGAGUAUACUAUCUCCUACCUUAGUCACUCCAGCUACACAGGAAGUCACAGAGGCAACCAUACCUGCUCUGCAGCAGAAGGAAACUACUAAACCUGUUGCAAAAGAUCAGGAAGAUUCUGAGCAUGUUCUGGAAAUGGACGAAAGUGAUCUAACAGCUACUGCCUCAUCAGAGAAAAUGGAUGUACAGUCAAGGAGCCAAGUCGAUGUUCUGGCCACAGAUAUUCUCGACACAGGGGGGAAAGAUACGGUGGUGUCAACAUGGACAUUAGUUGAAGGGAUGUCUCAGGAAAAUAAAUCUACUGUUGACAGAGAUGAGGAAAAACCAGGCCAUGCUGAUGUUGUUCCUGAGCAAGAGCCCGUAUUGGGACCAUCAGUCGACAAACAAUAUGAGACUCAGACUGAGAAGACAAAACUGCUGGCCAUGGAUCAUGAGUGUCCGGUUAAGAUGGACAUUGAUAACAUUAAUAAAGACCAGACUGAAGCACAAGAGGAAAAUGGAGUCACUGAGUCUGGGAAGUGUGACACACCUGAAAAACCAAGGGAGACUCGACGUGGUCGGCCAUCAAAGCUGGUCAAACAAGCCAGUGAGUCUCUGAUGAGCUUUAUGCAAUCCACAGGCAAUGCAUCCAAGUCAGACGGACAAGAGGACGAGAAAGGGUCCGACCUGUCUGAAAUGGAGGACAAAAUGGAGGGAAGAGUAACCCGCAAAGGAAGGCUAUCCGGUCAGAAAGCUACCACGGCCAAAGACUCCGGUAUGGAGAAAAAUGAGAAGGACAGUCGAGAGCAGCAGUCCAAGCUGGCUGUGGAAGUGAGUAAAGACAAUGCGGGUGAUAAGGCCACAGAUUCCAGAACGCCACGCAGAGGACGCUCGUCUAAAACCUUUGCAGAUGAGGAGGAACUUAAAGAGCCUGAGAAAGUGGAGGAGACCCCGCCUCGCAGAGGCAGACGGUCAGGUGCCCAGGCCAAAGACUCCACCACAGGAAACGAGGAGAAAGAGGAGGAAGAGAAAACAGGAGAGACAUCAUCGGAAAAGCCAAAGGAGAAACAGAUUCAGCCCCCUCUUCAAAAAGAUGAGGAGGAGGAGAAGAGUGAGCAGAAGAGAGGCAGUAGACAGGGAAGACCAGCUAAACCUCCAAUCUCCAAGCAAAAGACAAAUGAAGAUGCAGAAAGCUCUCUUUCCAAGGAGCCCACUGAUACUCGCAAACCUGCAGUGAAGAGGAAGAGGUCUGAGGAAUCUGGGGAGGGGACCCAGCCUGAGGAGGAGGGGACCCAGCCUGAGGAGGAGGGGACCCAGCCUGAGGAGGAGGGGACCCAGCCUGAGGAGGAGGGGACCCAGCCUGAGGAGGAGGGGACCCAGCCUGAGGAGGAGGGGACCCAGCCUGAGGAGGAGGGGACCCAGCCUGAGGAGGAGGGGACCCAGCCUGAGGAGGAGGGGACCCAGCCUGAGGAGGAGGGGACCCAGCCUGAGGAGGAGGGGACCCAGCCUGAGGAGGAGGGGACCCAGCCUGAGGAGGAGGGGACCCAGCCUGAGGUGGAGGGGACCCAGCCUGAGGUGGAGGGGACCCAGCCUGAGGUGGAGGGGACCCAGCCUGAGGUGGAGGGGACCCAGCCUGAGGUGGAGGGGACCCAGCCUGAGGUGGAGGGGACCCAGCCUGAGGUGGAGGGGACCCAGCCUGAGGUGGAGGGGACCCAGCCUGAGGUGGAGGGGACCCAGCCUGAGGUGGAGGGGUCCCAGCCUGAGGAGGAGGGGAUGCAGGAAAGUCACCUGAAGGAACAAGAGGAGAAACCCCAUGGAGAGGAUAGCGUGAGCCAGUCUGACGACCCGGAGAAGGGGACAGAAGAGGGCUCCAGUGAUAACAAAACAGAUGAGGGUGAGGAGGACAAAGACACGCCUCAGAAGAAACCUGCUCGUAGGGGAAGGCCGUCGAAGGGAGCAACAUUGACGUCAGAGGAACCGGAAAAUACCGUAUCUGAGAAGACCGACAAAAAGCUAGACAAGAAAGAGAGCGAACAAAAAGAGGAUGAAGAGGAGGAAGAGACGCCCAAAUCCAGAACUGCGACUCGAGCUGCUGUUCGCCUUGAAGCUGAGAGGAACAAACCAAGGAAACCUUCCACCCGAGCUCGAGGUGAAGAGGAGAACCCAGCAAACACACGUGGGAUGAGAGGACAGGCCUCGGCGUCAGCUAAGGCAGGGGGGCGUAAACGUGAAGCCAGCCCCCCAACAGUGCGCACCAGAGGUGGACAAAAAUCUGAGGAGCCCCCUUCCAAAAAGACCAAGCGAUGAACAAAUACCUGCUUUCCCCAAGCCCAGGUAUUAGAAUAUUCACAGCGCUGUUGACAUAUGAGUUUUUUGAGUUUGAAAUGCUUCUUUGUUUUUAGAAACACUUCACAUAAUACAUACCGGUAUUAAUUUGAACAGAUCUGAACCUCUCCCCUCUAUUCAAGCCUGUGGAUGUGUUGGAUAGGAACAUUUGGGGAUGGCAUGACAGUAUGGUCUAGCAGUGGUGGUCCUCCAAACAGUCACCUGACCUGGAUUUAGCUCAUGGUGCUUUCCAUUUCUAUACAGUAUUAUAGACCCUUCACCAUAGACCCAUAUGUUUUAGAUUGCACUGGUCAUUUAAAGAUGUUAGCUAAUAAUAUCUCAUGAAACGGAGCAUUAGAGACCAAUCAAAGGUCUUAUGUGGAGAGCCUCAUUGACUUUAAUCCUAGGACAAAACACUGGAAAUUCUUUGUCACUGACAAAUCAAAUUCUGUCUGUGUUGGUCACUCCAAGGAUUUGCCUUCGUGCAGGCAUAUGUCCUUUGGUUCCUGCAUCACGUUCAAGGGUUUUAUAUUUCUUUGACCUAUAGAUACAUUUUGAUAUCAUUCAUAUAGAAUUGUAUAGAAGUUAUUAACCUGGGUAUAGUCUCAUAAGUACUUUUACAAUUUGUGUUAUGUUUUUGCUCAUUAUUUCCGUACCCAGAAGCCUCUUCCUGUUACUGGACUUGAACAUGGAAGUAUCCAUUCUAUGAAUGUAAAGGAGGUGUUUGUCUUCUCCCUGUGUUUUUUUUCUUCUGUUAUUUAGUUUUUUACUACACAGAUUUGUCUGUGCUCCUAACUACUUUCCCCAUUAAGUGAUUUCUAUUUGGUGAUUUUUGUAAUGUGUGCUCACAGAGCUUAUGCCCUGUUGUCAGUAUUGGAAGAGAUUAAAUCCCUUUCAAAUGGUGAACAA